AUGCGUUCGAAGGAGGGAACGAGAAGGAGGAGAGGAGCGGAGAGAGGAAGUGGAGAGGAUGAGAAAGGGAAGCAGUUGGAAAAGGUGCAAGGCAGGGAGUUUGUGACAGGGAAGAUGGGCCAACCCCACCUCUCUCCUCCCUCCCCUCUUUCCUCGCCCCCAUCUCUCUCCACCCCCCUCUCUCCUCACUCCCCUCUCUUCCCACUCCCCUCUUUCCUCGCCCCCCUCUCUCUCCACCCCACUCUCUCCUCUUCUCACUCUCCUCUUUCCACGCCCCCCUCUCUCUCCUCACUCCCCUCUCUUCUCACUCCCCUCUUUCCUCGCCCCCCUCUCUCUCCACCCCCCUCUCUCCUCACGCCCCUCUCUUCUCACUCCCAAUUUCCUCGCCCCCCUUGCUUCCCACCCCCCCUUUUCCCCACCCCCUCUCUCCCCACGGACCCCUGUCCAGCAAACAGCAGGUUACACUCCUCCCCUCCCGUCUCCCCUCCGCCUCACCUUCUCGCCUCCCGACCCUCGCCUGCUCUUCCUCGUCGCUGCCCACACCUUGUUGUCCCCGACGUCAAACAGCAGCGCCGACUCGCCGCCGCGUCUCCUCACGCCCCUCUCCUCACGAACCCGUGUUCAUCAAACACCAGCUUAGACCCCAACCCCCCUUUCACCUUCUCUCCUCCCUUGCUGCCCUCACCUUGUCGUCCCCGACAUCAAACAGCAGUUCCGACUGUAUCAAUCGCCGCCGCGUCUCCUCAUUUCCCCCCACACCAUCGUUCCCCACGCCAUCGUCCCCCGCCCUAUCCCCCCCCACGCCAUUGA
This is a messenger RNA of Closterium sp. Naga37s-1, 810 nucleotides long. Lineage: Eukaryota; Viridiplantae; Streptophyta; Zygnematophyceae; Desmidiales; Closteriaceae. The record is from the annotation of a GenBank genome assembly.